CUGCAGCUAUAGGUUGCACACAGCACAUACGCGUGUACCUUCGGUAACAAGAACGGAAAAGCUAUCCUUCGAUAAUUCGUGGUAUUGAUGAUCUGGGGGCCAUUUUCAGUCUAAAGUUUGACUUAUUAGAAAAGUCCUCGAAACAAAAAUAAAUGGAGCUUCAUCAGUGCUCAGGUAUAAGACAUUGAUGCGUUCCCUCACAAUCUAAUAUUUCAGACAUCAAUCACAAUAUACCCUUUAUUCUCCUUCAAGAUGAACAAGCCAAAUACAAAACCCUACCAUCUCCCAGAGGAUGCGAUCUGGCUGAGUAAGUAUCCCCUUUCCACAAAACAUACGAUUGCCAUUGACUCCAUCACAGUCACCGGCUGCUCCAGCGGAAUCAGCCGUGAAAUCGUGAAAUACGUAGCGGACAAAUCCCAAAGUCUCAUAGUCACAGCCCGAGACCCAUCAUCCCUCUCUUACCUCCCAGACAACGACCCAAGAAUCUUCAAGCACGCAUUAGACGUCACCUCGCCCACAUCCAUCGACGCAGCCUUCAAAGCAGCAACUGCGCAUUUCGGAGAUAGCUUCCAUAUCGACGUUGUCGUCAACAAUGCCGGGUACUCGCUGUCGGGUGAUACCGAAUCGGCCACGGAGGAGCAAACGCAUGAUGAGAUGGAGACGUUGUUUUUCGGUACGGCGCGUGUUACGAUGAGAGCUAUUGAGAUUAUGCGGCAGGAAAUAUAUCAGCCUGGGGGUUUGAUCUUUAAUAUCUCUUCUUUGGCGGGGGUUUGUGCGUUUCAGGGACAUGCUUAUUAUCAUGCUGGGAAACACGCGAUUGAAGGCUGGAGUGAGUCUGUUGCUACAGAAAUGCAUCCGGAUUGGAAUAGUACAUCACCCCCUCAUCUCAUCCACAGACAAUCUUUGCUAAUUAGUGUAAAUAGUCAAUUUCUGUAUCGUCGAACCAGCUGGCGUCAAGACUAAUUUCGAAGGCGGCAGCAAGAAAUAUAUGGAUCCCCAUCCUGCUUACACAGGUGCCGAUAUGCCCUCUCGACAAUUAGACGUCAUCGUCAAGCAAGCUUUGCAGAGUGGCGCGGGGAUUGAACCUAGUGCUAUUGCUGAAGCUUUGUUCAAGAUUGCAAGCAGAGAGGAGAAGGUUCCGCUUCAUUUACCGCUUGGAGCUACGGCUUUUCAGUUGAUUAGGAUGAAGUUGCAGAGUCGGUUGGCCGAGUUGGAUGCGUUGGAGGAGUUUGGUACAGUAUGAUUGAUCGGAUGUGAUCAUGUAAGGUGAUGAUGAAUUAUUUUGUCGUUUACGGUGUUCUUUUUACGGGUACCUGGUGCGAUGAAAUGUGACCUGGUCGUUGAUUUGUUUCCACUAUGCCUAUACUUCUCAUAGACAGCGGGGAUAUUUGAUGUAUACUAGACUCCUAUCA
Molecule: messenger RNA, 1412 nt
Organism: Hymenoscyphus albidus
Lineage: Eukaryota; Fungi; Ascomycota; Leotiomycetes; Helotiales; Helotiaceae
Source: the annotation of a GenBank genome assembly